GAUCGAUUGUUUGCUUGACGAACCAUAAAACUUUGCACAUAUAUAUGAACACUGUUCGUGGGGGCUGUCAGACUGUGUCGAGGACUUAAAUCAUCACGAUGUUAAAGUUCUUGGUGGUAUGUCUGUGUGCCAUUGCUGUUGCAAAAUGGAGCCAAAACGUCCAAGCUGACAGUGACGUAAACGACUUGAAUGAUGAAGAAAAAAGGUUGUUACAGACCUUAGAGGAAGCGAUAGACACAAACAAGAGAGACACGAACGACCCGUGCUCCGAGGAAUGUGGCGAGGAUGACGGAUGUUACGAAUCAUGCACGUGCUUCUACGACUGUAUGGCUGAUAUUGACGAUGAACAAACGUGUGAAGACGGUUGCAGUGAUAAUGAUGUCAAAAAGAGAAUGGCAUUAGCAGCUAGGAACCAGGAGAGAGCAAACGAUGAAAUACAAAACAACAACAAAAAUAAACAACAAAAGAAAAUAUGGGGUAUUCCAUCUGCAAGAAGAUGGGUUCCACCAGUUCCCCCAGUUAGAAGAUGGGUUCCACCAGUUCCCCCAGUUAGAAGAUGGGUUCCACCAGUUACCCCAGUUCCUCCUGUAAGAAGAUGGGUUCCACCAGUUAGAAGAUGGGGGGGUAGUGGAAAGAAAUAGAUUGAACAAUACUAACAAAGAAAUGCCACAAACAACAUUAUUACUCGAAUAAACUCCUCUUUGAAAUAUAUAAACUGACAUAAAACAUUUAGCUUGAUGAAUAAAAAGAUUUGACAAUGACGAAGCUCGACGAAGUGCUAAUGUGUGAAACACCUGACUGAAACUCUUUAAGCUUUUAACUAUAAAGUCUAAAUUGAAUAACUUACAAUCAAUUGCCCCGUUUCUUUUACAUUUAGCACAAUUAUGUAAACAUGUUAAAAUAUAAUAUGAAUAAUUUGUUUGUAAACACAUCACUUGCAUAUUUUGAAUAGUAAAUAUUUUUGUCAGCACCAUCACAAUACGUUUUUUUGUGAUAUAGAAUAGUUGUUAAAAUAAAUCUGAACAAUCUGAAUGAAGGGAAAUGAAAGAUUCUUUAGAUCCUUCGAGAGCAGUAAAAAAUAAAAUAAAAUUAAUUGGUGA
Ruditapes philippinarum (Manila clam) is the source of this 1100-nucleotide messenger RNA. RefSeq lists its product as uncharacterized. The record is from RefSeq and is a predicted model, not a curated record. NCBI's taxonomy places the organism in Eukaryota, Metazoa, Mollusca, Bivalvia, Venerida, Veneridae. The coding region runs from base 99 to 641 and encodes 180 amino acids. The transcript is spliced from 5 exons.